AUGGCUGCAAUAAAAUGUUAUGAUGGUGAUGAGGAACUGUUUAAAAUUGAGAACAAGUUCAAGUUCGCUGGAACAGUUCAUCAGGCUAAUGAUUCCCUCAUCCAUCAAACUGUCAAAACUGCAAUAAGACAGUAUAAACUAGAAAAUGAGAGGAAGAGACACUGUGAUGUAGCUGACGAUCACAAACCAAGUAAGAAAAGAAGGAUAUCUCUUCAUAAAGGAUAUCAAAUUAUUGAAAAAAAGACAGCCGAAACAUUUGACUCAUUUGAUUUCUCACCGUUUCAAAAUGUUCAACACGUUGAGGCGUACAAACAAUGUGACGACGCUGAAUAUUUGGCAGAGGAGGAAGAAGAGGAAGAAGAGGAAGAGGCUUAUGAAGAGGACGAUAAUGAAGAUUGUGAAAACAACUGGCGUAACGACUACCCAGAUGAAUCCUCCUGGUUUUACAAUGCGGAUCCUAAUUUUAGCUGUUACGAUUGCGUCCAACCAAAAUCAAAACAGGCAAUUGAACAACAUUUGCUGAGCAACAUCUCGAUUCAUACUACAGAACUGCAAGCAAUAAAUUUUGCUCUUGAAUUCAUAAAAUCUAAAAUAAAUAAAAGUUUACUUGUAAUAACAGAUUCACUAUCAAGUGCGCUAGCCAUUACACAGGUAAUGAUAGGGCACACUAAUAUAACUUACAACUGCCUAUUGAGCAAAACAGACCCUCCAGUCUGCAAAUACUGUUAA
Molecule: messenger RNA, 729 nt
Organism: Helobdella robusta
Lineage: Eukaryota; Metazoa; Annelida; Clitellata; Rhynchobdellida; Glossiphoniidae
Exons: 6
Coding region: 1-729 (242 amino acids)
Biological process (GO): developmental process
Source: RefSeq, a predicted model, not a curated record